Messenger RNA from Nestor notabilis (Kea), 1166 nucleotides. It is a transcript of the gene CNOT11, whose product is annotated as CCR4-NOT transcription complex, subunit 11. Gene Ontology annotation, cellular component: CCR4-NOT complex. The record is from RefSeq and is a predicted model, not a curated record. The annotation marks the transcript as partial. Lineage: Eukaryota; Metazoa; Chordata; Aves; Psittaciformes; Psittacidae. Gene Ontology annotation, biological process: mRNA catabolic process; negative regulation of translation. The transcript has 6 exons.
GCUUCUUACCUCCUAUAACUCCUCCAGAAAAAUUCUUUCUUUCUCAGCUGAUGUUGGCCCCCCCUAGAGAGCUGUUCAAGAAGACCCCUCGGCAGAUUGCUUCAAUGGAUGUGGGGAACAUGGCCCAGUCAGUGGAUAUAAGUGGGCUUCAGCUGGCCUUAGCAGAACGUCAGUCUGAGCUGCCAACACAGAGCAAAGCCAGCUUCCCCAGCAUCCUCAGCGAUCCUGACCCAGAUUCUUCCAACUCCGGUUUUGACAGUUCUGUUGCCUCCCAGAUCACAGAAGCCUUAGUGAGUGGACCAAAACCUCCUAUAGAAAGUCACUUUCGCCCAGAGUUUAUUCGACCACCACCUCCGCUCCAUAUAUGUGAGGAUGAAUUGGCAUGGUUAAAUCCAAUAGAGCCAGACCACACAAUUCAGUGGGAUAAGUCAAUGUGUGUUAAGAACAGCACUGGAGUUGAGAUAAAAAGAAUUAUGGCAAAAGCUUUUAAAAGCCCCUUGACUUCCCCACAGCAGACACAGCUCCUUGGAGAACUGGAAAAGGACCCCAAGCUUGUUUACCAUAUUGGUCUCACUCCUGCCAAAUUGCCCGACCUGGUUGAAAACAAUCCUUUAGUAGCUAUAGAAAUGUUGCUGAAAUUGAUGCAGUCUAGUCAGAUAACAGAGUAUUUUUCUGUCUUGGUCAAUAUGGACAUGUCCUUACAUUCAAUGGAAGUUGUAAAUCGGCUUACGACUGCAGUUGAUCUCCCGCCUGAAUUUAUUCAUCUUUAUAUCUCCAAUUGUAUCUCCACCUGUGAACAGAUUAAAGACAAAUACAUGCAGAACCGCCUGGUACGUCUGGUUUGUGUGUUUCUUCAGUCUUUAAUCAGAAAUAAAAUUAUUAAUGUACAGGACUUGUUCAUAGAAGUGCAAGCAUUCUGCAUCGAGUUCAGUCGGAUACGAGAAGCAGCUGGCAUCUUCCGAUUGCUGAAGACACUAGAUACAGGGGAAAAUCCCUCAGAGACAAAGACAUCAAAAUAAAACCGCUGGGUCACUGGCAAAAAAAAAAACCCCUCCCAGUGUUCUAUACCAAUCAGUUGUAUAUUUAAACCUUAAAUCACUGGAUUAAUGAUGUGAUACAUUAUAAAUAGUGUUUUAUGCAUUUAAGCAAUAAAUAAUGCUUUUUCU